Molecule: messenger RNA, 2686 nt
Organism: Procambarus clarkii (red swamp crayfish)
Lineage: Eukaryota; Metazoa; Arthropoda; Malacostraca; Decapoda; Cambaridae
Biological process (GO): cell-matrix adhesion
Cellular component (GO): basement membrane
Source: RefSeq, a predicted model, not a curated record
GCUUUAGAAUCUUAUCUAUGACGUAAGUCGAACUGAUAAGAGAAAGGUAGGUGCGGCAGUGGAAGGUGCUCAGCCAGCCAGCAGAGUCACGGAGUUGGUACCCAUCCAGUACCAGAAUUAAUUUUAGAAGUGUGAGUGAGCAGCUAUAGAGAUGCAGGGUGUCUCAGGAGCUGCAGCAGUUGUAGUAAUGCUGCUUGCUGCCACUACACUUGUCCUGGCCGACUAUAUCCAGAAAAGCAUCCUUUGUGAUGAUAUUGCAGCUAUUUGUGAACACAAUGGUAUUGACAAUCAAAAAAAUGCAACGGAAUGUGGUGAAAAUCAAGAAAAAUUUCUCAAUCCUGAAGUAUGCAACUGUGGGUCCACAUGCAUCAGUAACCUAGGGGAGGGCGAGUCUUGCUACACAUCAUUCGCAACAAAGUACCCGACGGAGUUGUGUGGUCCCGGCCUCGAGUGUAUUAUCAGUGACCCCAACAAUCCAGACUUAGCUGUCUGUACCAGAAAUCCAGCGAGGCAGUGCAUCAACGAGACUUUGCAGUAUGAGGAUGACCAGGCGGCAGGCACCCUGGGCCCAGGACAAUAUAAGCCUAACUGUGACCAGUAUGGAAAAUACACUCCCAGACAGUGCACACCUGGUGGCACGUGUUACUGCGUGAACAUAAAGGGCGAGAGACUGCCUGGGGAGGGAUCCAUAUUCAAGCAAAAUAAUAUUAGCUGUGCAUGUUCAGUGCACUGGGAGGAGAUGAAGACCAUGGGAUUGAACUUGGGUAUGAGAUGCUUGCCCAAUGGUAACUUUGAUCCACUCCAGUGUUUAGACAACAAAUGUUUCUGUUACGACGAAGUCACGAGCACCGUUUCCUACGGUCCCUUUUCAUUUGACAUGAUUGAAAAUAUACCGUGUUAUGACCCCACAAUACAUAAUAAAGAAUACAUCAACCCAUGUCACAAGGCACUAGAAGAGUGGAAUAACCAGGACACAAAUGAUACUAUUGUUGUAAGAGAAACAUUGCAACCAAUUUGCACUCCUGAUGGUUAUUAUGCAGCAGUACAGUAUGGCGGUAAAGAUGCAUACUGUGCAGACUUACAUGGAAACCAAAUUGAAAACUUUAGGCAGCCCAUCACCACAGCACAGAAUAUGAACUGUCACUGUGCACGCAGACGGCUCAUCAUGGAGGAGAAUGAUAUGGGAUCCAGUAAACCUAAGUGCUGCCCAAAUGGAGACUUUUAUCCAUGGCAGACACGUGGACUAUUUGCAUACUGUGUUGAUGGCAAUGGAAACCAAAUUGGAGUUGAAACUGCAUUCACUGAUAUUCAAGGACUGUCCUGUUACAGUGAGCAACCUUGUGAUACAAGUGUUAUGUACAGUUCUUAAAACAAAAACAAAAAUUAGGUUAUAAUUCUAAUUAAUACAUUAAUUUACAUAAUUAGGGAUAGGAAAGUUUCUUACAAGUCUUAUAUAGCCCAAGAUUAUAUGUUAACAACACUUCUUUUCAAAGCUUUAAGAUAUUAUAUUAAAACUAUGCACUGUACUCAAUUUCCUAGCAACACAAUAAUAAAUCUCAAUAGUGUUUGUUUACUGGACACCCAUUCACAAUGCAGGAAUCUGAAGUGUUCUACAAAUCAAUCUGUUCACAGGUCUGGAUUCACUAACGCAGGCCGAGAGAGAGAUUGUGCAGUAUACUGUAUACUGAAUCUUUGUAACCAGGCUUGAGCAAUGUGCAAUUUGUUGUUUUAGAAUUUACUAUUCCCAUACUCUCAUUUUCUUGAUCACAUGUAUAUAUGGUCAUAAUAUCUAAGAUUUACUAGUAUUCAUAUCGAUUAGCCCAGUAGUAGACAUUUUGAGUCUUAGACAUGGGCCCAUUACCCAUCUAUUUAUAUAAGUAGGUCAGUGCUAAGGAAAAAUUGCCCACUUAUAGAGCACAGCCUUGUAAAAAGGAAAAAGUAACAAUAAUGCUCGACAGAUGGCUCUUUAAAGAUUAGAGUUCAAAGGCUUCGUGGAGAGCAUAUAAUGGUAGCAUCAUAUGAUGAUUGAGCAUAUUCCUUUUCUACAAGGAAAAAGACAGCAAAACAUUUCAUUCCUGAACUGGUAAAGGACACAAUAACUAUAAUAAGCUGCAGUGGGAGCAAUGCACCAUAUAAAUGGCAAUAAAGCCAAAUGAUAGCAAAGACUUUAUCCAAUUCUUCAAUAACUAAGCUUGUAAAUCGGGAUCUUGGAUACUACAGUACUGUACUCCGAGUCUAGCUUCAUUUUCACAAACAAUCAAGCCAGUUAAAUCUAAAUAGUUGAGACUUUUUAAAUAGUUUAUGAAUAUCCUUGUGGUUCUCGGCUAAUUAAUCAAGUUCUCACAAACAUUUUCUUUACUAUGUCAGCAUUUUUUCUUGGUCAUGCAGAGUUCUUAUUUUAAUUCUACAUUCGCUUAACUAGAAGCAGCUUCAGAAUAUCAUGUCAUAUCUGAGAAUGCUUUCGAGGAAAAAUCUUCUGUGCAAGUAACGAUAUGGUAUAAUCUCUCUAAACAUUACAUAAACUUGAAAAUCCUACGAUCUGUUUCACACUCGCUGACUCGCAAAAACUUCGACCUCCAUAUCCAGACUUGCAUUCAAUCACAAAACCCACCUUUCCCAUAUUGGACGCACGCACGCACACACACACACACACACACACACACACACACACACACACACACACACA